AUGAGUGACGACUACGUCCGUCGGUUUUGGCGAUGUCGCAAGACGUGUUGCGAAAUGCUCGAGGAUCGGGGGUACAUCGUCUCCCAGCACGAGAAAAACGAGGCGUUCCCGGACUUCAUGCGGCGGUUCGACGAGGCUAACCGACAACGAGGACAAAUGCUGUUGUUGGGAAGUUUAAGGACCGACGAGAACCAGAAAAUUCUCGUAUACUUCUCGGAUGAGCCGAAGAAAACAGGUGUACGACCAAUUAAGGAAUUGUCUGAUAAGAUGGAAGAGCGAGGUAUCAGUAGUGCGAUUUUGGUGGCUCUGAAUUCGAUGACGGCUUUUGCCCGGAACGCCAUAGCGGAGCUGGCUCCCCAGCGUCAUAUAGAGUAUUUCAUGGAGGCAGAGUUGUUGGUCAACAUUACUCGUCACGAGUUAGUCCCGCGUCACAUUCCGCUCUCAGAUGAGGAGAAGGAAGAGUUGUUGGCCCAGUACAAGAUUCGAGACAUCAUGCUUCCCAGGAUCCUGCCCACGGAUCCUGUGGCCCGGUACUUUGGUCUGCGACGCGGCCAGGUCGUUAAAAUCAUUCGACCGUCAGAAUCGGCCGGCCGAUUCGUCACCUAUAGACUCUGCACCUAG
Messenger RNA from Gregarina niphandrodes, 621 nucleotides. RefSeq names its product putative DNA-directed RNA polymerase II. Gene Ontology annotation, biological process: DNA-templated transcription. The transcript has 3 exons. The record is from RefSeq and is a predicted model, not a curated record. The coding region runs from base 1 to 621 and encodes 206 amino acids. Gene Ontology annotation, cellular component: RNA polymerase III complex; RNA polymerase II, core complex; RNA polymerase I complex. NCBI's taxonomy places the organism in Eukaryota, Apicomplexa, Conoidasida, Eugregarinorida, Gregarinidae. Gene Ontology annotation, molecular function: DNA-directed RNA polymerase activity; DNA binding.